Messenger RNA from Thunnus maccoyii (southern bluefin tuna), 9446 nucleotides. It is a transcript of the gene col7a1l, whose product is annotated as collagen type VII alpha 1-like. The transcript has 108 exons. The record is from RefSeq and is a predicted model, not a curated record. Gene Ontology annotation, molecular function: protein binding; serine-type endopeptidase inhibitor activity. Bases 162 to 9191 code for a protein of 3009 amino acids. Lineage: Eukaryota; Metazoa; Chordata; Actinopteri; Scombriformes; Scombridae.
CUAUUUUUGCCCUCAAGAAAUCACCUGGAUUGGGAAGAUAAUGAUGAUUCACUUAUCUGGAGUGAUAAGAGGAAAGAAGAGUUGGAAUUGAUGAUUGUGGAGCGCAAUUUAGAAAGGGGAUUUGUGAAGAGACGAACUGGGAGGAGGAGCAGGUGAUCGAAAUGGGCCGCUCUUCUGUUUGGAUCUUUCUACUGUCCCUUUCUCUCUCCCAUCAAAGUGUCACAGCACAAGCUGAAGCAUGCAGGACGGUGGUGCAGGCAGACAUAGUGUUUCUGGUGGAUGAGUCAUGGAGUGUGGGCCAGACCAGCUUCUCCAGUGUCAAAGACUUCAUCUCAGCCAUCAUCUCUUCCUUCCAGGACAGUGUAGUUGGAGAUGAGGGGGUCCGCUUUGGAGUCACUGUCUUUGGGGAUAUCCCGAGGAUGCGGAUUGCUUUGACAGACUACAGCUCUCUGGAGGAGGUGCUCAGAGCCAUCAGAGACCUUCGCUAUGAAGGUGGAUCCAAGAGGAUCGGCGAUGCCCUUCAGUUUCUGGUCGAUCCCGUUUUCAGCCCUGUCAUCAGUCGAGACCAUGCCCCAAAGAUUGCUGUUUUGAUCACAAACGGACGUUCAGACGACCAGGUUGAUGCCGCAGCCAGAGCUGUAGCUGACAAUGGGAUUUCUCUCUUUGCAGUAGGUGUUAGGGGAGCUGACGAAUCAGAGCUGAGGAGGAUUGUGUCAGAGCCAUAUGAGGAGCAUCUACUGAUGGGCACUGACUUCACUCUCCUGGAAACCAUCCUCCCCAAAGUGUCUCGCAGGCUUUGUUUUACUGCCUCUGAACCACCACGUCCUGUGAAAACUUUCCAGCCUGUUGAAAAGCGUGUAGUGGGUCCCAGAGACCUGCAGGUCAGUGAGUUGGCCCACAGUUCCCUCAGACUGACAUGGAGCCAGGCCACAGGUGAUGUCACCGGAUAUCGACUCCUGGCCACCCCUCUCAGCUCCAAAGGACAGCAGAGACCCCUACAGCAGAGACAGAUUGAUCUGAAGGCAGAUGUGAGCACAGCAGUGGUGACAGAGCUGAGUCCUAAAACAGACUAUUCCCUCACUGUCUAUGCCAUCUACCCAAGCCUCAUAGGAGACUCUGCGACAAUCACCGUCAAGACAACCCCUCUGCCCCAGGUGUCAAACUUCCGUGUUAUUGAGGAGGGUCUGUUCUCUCUGCGUCUGGGCUGGACCCCUCCUCUAGGGAAGCUCAAUGGAUUCAAGAUCUUCAUCCCAAGAUCCAACCGACCAGGAUUUACUUAUGAGCAGCUGCUUCCUGGAGACACUUCUUCUCAUGUGAUUGACAGCCUGGAGGAGGAUAAGAAGUACACCAUCAGUAUUUAUGCUGUUUACCCCCAGGGACCAAGCGAGCCGGUUUCAAUAACGGGCAAGACAUUAAAGCUGGUACCAGUUCAGCAGUUCCCGGUCCAGAACGCCACCACAGACACUGUCCAGGCAAGGUGGUCAUCAGUUAAGGGUGCUACGGGAUACCGUUUGACAUGGGCAUCUUCAGAUGGCCACAUAGAAAACAUAAACCUCGGGGACAACUUUAAUUUCUACAUGAUCCAGGGCCUCCACCCAGGCUCUGAGUACACCGUCACCAUCAACCCCAUCUUUGGAGACAUCGAGGGGCCUAUCACAACAACCAAAGUCAAGACAUUGGAGAGCAGCGCAGUACAGACUCUGAAGGUAUCUGCUGUGAGCACCAACACUGCUGUCAUCUCAUGGAACAGUGUCCCGGGGGCCACAGGAUACAGACUGGCCUGGGGACCCACGCCAGAGUUUGUUGGUCGAGACCGUCCCAGGCAGUUGGCUUUGAAUGGCAGCACCACAGAGUACCAGAUGAAGAAUGUAGCCCAUGAUACUGAGUACGUCCUGACUCUCUAUGUGCUGUUUGGAUCAGUGGUUGGGCCUGGUAUCUCUGCUACCUUCCGAACUUCUCCGUUGGGCUAUGUGUCCAACUUCAAGGUGACAUCCUACACCAGUACUUCCAUAGAUGUGGAGUGGAGUCCCAUCGUUGGAGCAACUGAGUACAAACUCUCCUGGAACACAGAUGAUAGCAGCCCCCAGUCCCGUUACCUGGACCGCAGUGUUCUCUUCCAUCGUAUCAGAGGCCUGAACCCACAGUCAACCUACAGAAUCACCAUCUGUGCAGUAUACGGAAACUCAGAGGGACCAGAAAUCUCUUUAUCUCAGCUCACAGCUACUGUCUCAGACUCUGAACCAAUCCAGGCAGUGAGUGAGGUGAAGGUUGUGGACAUUGGAGUCAACUCCUUCACCCUGUCCUGGAGGAAAACACCAGGGGCAUCUGGGUACAAAAUCUCCUGGAUCCCCUUCCUGGGGGGUGAUGAGAAGUCCCACGUGGUACCUGCUGCUUCCACCACCUUUACCAUUAAGAAUCUGCGUGAGAGCUCAGCUUACAAGGUCCAGGUGUCCUCCAUGGUGGGCAACAGAGAAGGAAGCCCUGCCCUGGUCACUGCACGCACCUUGGAUCUUCCCAAAGUGAAUGGCUUUGCUGCUCUGAACACUACAGACAGCAGCACUGUUCUGAACUGGACUCGAGUGGCAGGUGUCUCUGGAUACCGUCUUUCCUGGAGGCACAUCUCAGUGUUGGAGACUAAAACAGAGACUCUGGGCCCUGGUUUCACCUCCUAUAAGAUCAAUGAUCUUCUCUAUGGAAGAACAUAUAUUUUCACCAUCAAGCCUUUGUAUGGAGAAGUGGAGGGACCUAUAAGCACCGUGUACCAGAGAAUAUUGGGACAGGAUCCUCCAGUGGUAACAGUCCAGUCUGUGCCAGCCACAGUGGCCCCCCAUUCCCCUCAUAUCACGACUGCUUCACAGACUGUCUCUGUCACCAAUGCUACCAUCGUUCACGCAGCCACCAGGACCACCCGGCACCCCAUUGCUGUGCCCCCGAUCAAAACCAUAACCGCUAAGAAGCCUUCAGGUCAGCCAAGUGUCACUAAAGCUAAAGCAGGAGCAGUCACCUCCCUCCGAUUAACCACAUUUGACACAGAGACAACAGCUCAACCAAGACCAGUGUGUGGUAAGACCAAAGCAGACAUAGUGUUCUUAGUGGAUGAGUCCUCGAGCAUUGGCGCUAACAACUUUAUCAAGAUGAAGGACUUUAUAUUCCGGGUGGCCACCUACUUCCCUUACAUUGGUCCUCAGGACACACAGAUUGCCGUAGUUCAUUACAGUGAUGAGCCUCGAAUUGAAUUCCGCCUGAGUGACUACAAAGACAGAAACUCCAUGCUCAGGGCUCUCAGAGGGCUACGCUAUGGAGGGGGCAACACCAAAACAGGAAAAGGCAUCAGCUAUGUUCUCCAGGAACUGUUUCAGGAGUCUCUGGGGAUGAGGCAAGAUGUGGCCCAUGUUCUGGUUCUGAUUACAGAUGGCAGGGCGCAGGAUAAUGUGCUGCCACCCUCCAGAAUUGCUCGUGCUCUGGGUGUCAGUGUCCUGGCAGUUGGAGUUGCUAAUGCAGACAUCGAGGAGCUGAAUAAAAUAGCAGCUCCCACCAGCUACAAGAAUAUCUUCUACUCACCGACCUUUGAUGAGUUUCCCUCCAUAGAGAGAGAAUUUAUCAACAGUAUCUGUAGUGAGGAACUCCUCUCAGAAUUCAAGAUACAUGAUGAGGUUGCUCAGCUGGACACCCCGACUGAAGACCCAGAGGAGCUGCUUAAGCCUCAGGGUCCCUGCUCAUCCCAGUGUGUGAAGGGUCAGAAAGGAGAAAAGGGAGAUGGUUUUGGUCUUGGAGGUCUGAGAUUUAGGCAAAGCCCUGGACAGUUUGAUCCUUUCACUUCUUCCAAAGGAGAGAAGGGAGAGAGGGGGCCUUCGGGAACAGAUGGUGUUCCUGGGUUGCCUGGACGACCGGGGAGAACUGGACCCCCAGGUUCUGCUGGCCAGCGGGGCCCUCCAGGCGUCCCAGGUGAUAUGGGUCUCCCUGGACUCACUGGUCCAAAGGGCCAGAGAGGAGAGAGAGGAGAGCCUGGAUAUGUUAUAGCAGGCACAGAUGCAAAUUUUGUCCCCGGACGAAAAGGAGAACCGGGGUCUUCAGGUCCCCAGGGACCUGCUGGUGUACCAGGGGUCAAUGGAGCUCCAGGCCUGCCUGGCCAGCCCGGUCCACCAGGAUCAGCAGGAAUAUCUGUCAAGGGAGAUCCUGGUGAGCCAGGAGAAAAAGGUUUACGUGGGAAGCAGGGCUUGAAAGGAGACAAAGGAGAGUCUGGAAGAGAUGGCAUUGCAGGUUUGCCUGGUCCCAUCGGCAUUGAUGGGGUGCCAGGAUUACCAGGUCAGAAAGGAGACAAGGGUGAAGAAGGAAUUGGCAUACAAGGUAUUCAAGGGCCCCGUGGAGAGUUGGGAGAGAAGGGAAAUAUGGGUUUAACGGGACCAGUUGGCCCAAAGGGUGAGCGUGGAGAACAGGGCAUCCAAGGAGUCAUCGGACCUCGGGGAAAGAAGGGAUUCAAAGGGGAACAAGGGGACAAGGGAAAACAAGGAGAGAUGGGACCUAUAGGACCACAAGGAUCCACAGGAGUGAUGGGACCAGUGGGGUUAAAGGGAGAUGAGGGUCCGAGAGGAGCCCCUGGAGAUCCUGCCAAGGGUAUUAUUGGCCCAACUGGAAAAAAGGGUGCCAGGGGAGACGUUGGUCCAGUUGGUCCUACGGGUCCCCAAGGAAUAAAGGGUGAACAAGGAGACAAAGGAGAAAAGGGCAGUCCUGGUUUUGGGAUUCCAGGGCAGCGAGGACCAAAGGGAGAAAAUGGCGAGAGGGGAAAUGUUGGUUUGUCUGGAAAACCAGGACCAAAAGGGCAGGAUGGCUAUAAAGGUGACAAAGGGAGUCUUGGUUUACCCGGCAAUGCUGGAGAACCAGGAUUAAGAGGUAAAGAUGGUGCACCUGGAACUAAAGGAGACCAAGGGAUAAAGGGUGAACAAGGACCACCUGGAGAACCUGGUGACAGAGGAAUUAGGGGUCCACUGGGUUUACCAGGACGACCAGGGGACCCUGGAGAGAAAGGAGAAAUUGGGAAUCUUGGCUUGCCUGGAACUGAUGGAAAGAAAGGUGAAAAAGGAGAGCAAGGAAAACCAGGACCUCCGGGAGAACAAAUUGUUGCAGACAACAACAUACUGACCAGAGUUAUUAAGGGCGAACCAGGAGAACCAGGUCAGCCUGGUUUGAGAGGAGAAACAGGUCUGCCUGGACCAAGAGGUCCAGAGGGUAAACCAGGACUACCAGGGCCAUCUCUGGGUGGUUCUGGAAGAGAUGGACUUGUUGGUUUACCAGGGAAACCAGGAAUAAAGGGUGAAGAAGGACGAAAGGGAGAGCUUGGUUUGAAGGGAGAAAAAGGAGAUCAAGGCCGGGUUGGGAUCGCAGGAAUGCCUGGCUUACCGGGAACUCCAGGGAGACCUGGCAUCGAUGGGAAGAGGGGACUUUCAGGAAAAGAUGGAGAAAGAGGGCAAAAAGGAGAUGACGGCAAAAAGGGGGAUAAGGGAGAUGCAGGUGCAAAUGGUAAAGAUGGUAGUAAGGGGGAACCAGGACCUCCGGGAUUGCCUGGUAGGCAAGUGCUUGUCACUUCAGAGAACGCAAAUAUUGACGAAAUCCGACAAGCAUUCCCAAUCCCAAUGGGUCCUCCAGGAGCUACUGGUGCACCGGGAAUGAAGGGUGAUAAAGGAGAAAGAGGCCUACAAGGAGAGAAGGGUGAAGCUGGGGCUCCUGGAAAAUCUAUUGAGAUGAAGGACAUUGAAGUGAUGUUUGAAGCCUACGGCAUCAGGCUGCCUUUGCUGAAGGCUUUGAUUGACAGGCUGCUACAGGAGGGAAUAGAGGAGGUGCUUCAUGUGAUCGGCACCUCCAAGAAAACAAAGGAAAACACAGAAACUCACACAUCCAACAUCAUCACUAAGUACACAAGUCCAUUGAAGUUUGACCUUUCCAACCAGCCCCUGUCGGAGUUGGACACCAUUAAGGACGCUGAGUUAGACGGACAGCCUCCAGAGUCUUUAAAAGUUGACCCUUUGAAUGAAACUGCAGAGCGUCCCACAUUAUGGAGCGUCACCACGCUGAAAGGAGAGCAGGAGUCUGACAGGAUUGAGGCCAAAUUAAAGGCAUCUGAAGGGAAGGAGAUUGUAGACGGGGACAGCAGCGAAAUAUCUUCACUCAAAAUUAACCUGACUGUAGUCAACUCUACUUUAAAUUAUACUUCAACCCAGGAGACGGUUUCAGGGUUACCAGAAACUGUGGUGGAGACUGUUUUCCUCACACAGGAAGACUCUCUGAAGAAAAAUUCAGGACAAAAGAGAAAGAACAGGGAACGUGGGAAGGGCAAAGGAAAUAAAGGACGACAUAAGAGGCAGAGACACCGCCUGACAAGUGAAGAGGAUGAGCAAGAGGAAGAGGAGGAAGAUGAGUUUUAUAAUGGCGAAGAAUACAGUUAUGAGUAUGAGCUUCAAGACCAAACAGAUGAAUUCCUCCAUCCACUGGAAAACAAGGAGGAACAAUCAACAUCACACAGUCCCGUCCAGUUAGAAGUGUUGGCAGGCAUCUCCAGUCAUCCUCUGACGUCCCUCUCAGACCGAGACAUAAAUGCACAGGAUGAAGUGUCACUGCCUAUACCUCCCACCACCACAGAAGAAACAGAUAAGGUCCCUCGAUCCCAAAUCAGGGUCAAGAAAAGCGCUCCCUGGCCCUAUUCUAUGGUGUUCAUGCCAGGUGCCCCAGGUGGAAGAAAUCGCUUCAUGGAGGCACAAAAAUAUAUGUCCUCUGGAGCUCAAGGUUACAGCAGCUUGAAUAAGAAAAAGCAAGAAAAUCCUGACCUUCAAACACAUACCAAGAGUGGGAGGCAACAACGGAGGGGGAGACAGCGAUACAGUGAUACAGAAAGAGAGAUUGAUACAGAAACACAGGGUGGAGAAGUGGAACAGGGUACAACUGAAGAAGUAGAUGAGUGGGAAAGGGAGAAAGAGAAAGCAGUAGAACAGGAUGGAUUUAAAGAAUCAGGCCCUGAUCCAGAUUAUGACGAGGAGGAGAGGAGCGGAGACCACGACUGGGAGACAGGGGAGGAUGUAGAUCGAGAGAGGGAAGGGGAGGAGGAGGAACUGGAGAGGAAGCGAUUGGAGCUGGAGAGAGAGAAAAUGGAGAUGGAGAGAGAACUGGAGAGGGAGAGGACAGAGCAGGAGGGGGAGAGAGACUUGGAGAGAGAGAGGGAAGAAUGGGAGAGGAGGAGGGCAGAGAUGGAGAGGCGGCGGGAGGGGGAUUAUGAUGAAGAAACUGGGCAGCCAUACCCAUAUCCUCCAGAGUAUUAUUACCUAAAGGGACAACCGGGUGAGAAUGGAAAACCAGGACGAAAGGGUGAAAUUGGUGAAAAAGGGCAAAAGGGAGAGCCUGGCAUCGGCCACAGGGGGCCAGAAGGCCAGGCUGGUCCUCCAGGACAGAAGGGAGAACCAGGUGAGCCAGGACCUCCAGGUGCUCAGGGCAUCCAGGGUAUCCGUGGUAACCCUGGCAUCCAGGGCAUCCCAGGCCUUAGGGGUCUCCAUGGUGACCCAGGAAAUCCAGGUAGAGAGGGAGAGAGGGGUAAACGGGGUAGAAAUGGAUCACCAGGAGCUCCUGGACUUCGAGGAGCACCAGGACCUCAUGGUCCUCCUGGUGUGUCUGGAGUAAAAGGUGAAAAGGGUGACAGUAUUCCUGGAGAGCCUGGUGGCAGGGGGUUAUCUGGUUUUCCUGGCAGAAGGGGUGAUACAGGGACUCCAGGUGUUAAAGGAGCUCCAGGAAAUAUAGGUCCAAAAGGUUUGCGUGGCAGCAAAGGUGAAAAGGGUGACCGCGGGUUACCUGGAGUUAGAGGAGAACGGGGAAGUGUGCUUCAAAUGCAAGGGCCCCGUGGGGUUAAGGGUUUCAAAGGGGACGCGGGUGAACGAGGCCCACCAGGUUUUGAUGGAGAUAAAGGAGAAAAGGGUGAAGAUGGUCCCCCUGGAUUCAAGGGCGUUAAGGGUGAUGCAGGCACUAAGGGUGCGUUGGGACGGUUUGGAGCACGAGGACCAGUAGGCCAGAAGGGAGAUCCAGGGGAGCCAGGACUCAAUGGAGUAAAGGGCCGCAAUGGGGCUCAUGGAGUAAAUGGAGCCAAAGGGGACAAAGGAGACAUAGGACUGGACGGCCAGAAGGGCAAUCAGGGUGACUCAGGAGAACCAGGCUUACCAGGAGAAAAAGGGGAAAAGGGAGAGAAGGGAUUUAGAGGUUUACCAGGACGCAUUGGGAGUCCAGGCCUGGAUGGAGAAAAGGGAGAUACGGGGAUUUCUGGCACCCCUGGCAUACCUGGACUGAAUGGAGUCACAGGGCGCAAGGGUGACAAAGGAGAAGGAGGUAUUAAUGGUGUUGAUGGUGAGCCAGGAGAGAAAGGGGAUAAGGGUACAGCAGGUUUCCCAGGUUUCCCAGGGUUUAAGGGGUCAGAAGGGAAUCCAGGAAGGGAUGGGGAUGAGGGAGCACCAGGAGCCCCAGGACCCCGUGGGGACACAGGACCAAAGGGAGAGAGAGGCAGAAGAGGCAGAUUGAAGCCUUGUCAGAGGGGAGCACCCGGGACUCCUGGACAAAGAGGAGAAAGUGGUGCAUUGGGGACUGGAGGAGCAAAGGGGGACAAGGGAGAGCCUGGACUCUCAGCUGACGAAGUGAAGGAGCUGGUAACCCAGGAGGUUGUAGAAAAGUGUGGGUUGGAAUACAAGUUCAUGGUGAAGUCUGUGGAUCCUGAUGGAUCAACCACGGUGACUGACAAUAAAAAUAAGCCAGAAGAUGUGGAAACAUCCCUUUCUCAUGAUUUCAACGAGGAAGAGGUGGAAGAAGAAGGUGAAGAAGUGGAAGAGGAAGAAUAUGGAGAAAUGACCAGUCCUGCCCCGGUGAUCCUGGGAGAAAAAGGGAUCCUACCAAACCGCACUGACUCUCUUGAGGAAGGGACUAUGAAGUGGGGCCAGAGGAAAAAAAGAAGGGUUUUUGGAACAGACACUGCUGACCGCUGCCUGGAGCCCAUGUCAGAAGGUGCCUGUUCAGAAUAUGUGCUGCUCUGGUACUUUCACUCUCACUCAGGGGAGUGCAGGCCGUUUGUGUACGGGGGCUGUGGCGGCAACCAAAACCGAUUCUCCUCAAGACAAGAGUGCCAGAGUUGGUGUGUAAUGGAGAAAACAGGCACUGAACCCCGGAGAUGAAGCCAGCAACCCCAAAACAAGAUGCAAAUGUGUGUACAUGAUUGUGUAAAAUGUGAUGUUUUACUGUAUAUUGUUCUUAUUUAUAUAUUUCUGGCUUUUUUCAAAUUUGUUGUACGAACAAUAAGUCGGAAAUUAAAAUGUGAAUGUUAAAAACAGGUGUAUUUCUGAAAAUAUAACUGACAUUAGAGUGAGUUUUUGAACAUCCAAAGUGAUGAAUAUCAACACUACUGAAAAAUUAAAUCCGUCUUAACUUUU